Cynara cardunculus var. scolymus (artichoke) is the source of this 1046-nucleotide messenger RNA. RefSeq names its product VQ motif-containing protein 4-like. NCBI's taxonomy places the organism in Eukaryota, Viridiplantae, Streptophyta, Magnoliopsida, Asterales, Asteraceae. The record is from RefSeq and is a predicted model, not a curated record. Bases 261 to 962 code for a protein of 233 amino acids. The transcript has a single exon.
UAUUAUCUUACACAUUUGUCACGAGCAUAAGAUUGAGGGACUUAUUUUGCCAUUUUCAUAACAUGAUGUGGGUUAAGUGUAAUUUAACCAUAAGUUGACACAAGGUUAUAUAAAGUGAAAGGGAAGCAAGAAGAAAGUGUAGAUAAAGUGAUUCAAAGAAAAAAAACACACCAACAAGAUUUUCUUGUUUUUUUUACUCUCUCUCUCUAGAAAUUGGAAGUUAGAGAGAGAGAGAGAGAGAGUUUUAGAGCAAUCCAACAAUGGAGAUCACCUCAAGAUUACAUGAGAGAGAAAACCCAUCUCCGGCGAACUCUCCGACCAGCCACGCCAGCAGUAGCAACAGCAAUGGACAUGUCGCCGGCGGUGGCGCCACCGUCCAAACACCACCAUUAACACCAAGACCCGUUUCGAGAUCCGAACCAAGUCCAUACCCAACCACCUUCGUUCAAGCCGACACUACUAACUUCAAGCAAGUAGUCCAGAUGCUAACCGGAUCCUCCGAAACCGCCAAACAUGCUUCAUCAAAACCGACCCAACAACCAGAUCCGGCUCCGGCGAAGGUAUCCAUACCACCAAUCAAAACGGGACAACAAAAGAAACAAGGGUUCAAACUAUACGAGCGUCGUAACAGCUUGAAAAACGGGUUGAUGAUUAACCCUAAUUCGGUUCCCAAAUUCGGAAACGGGCACGGGUCGUCGCCCCGAUUUCACGAGAUUCUAUCUCCGAGCAUUCUUGAUUUUCCGUCGCUGGUUCUCAGUCCGGUGACGCCGUUGAUCGAAGACCCGUUUAACAAAUCGUCGCCGUCGGUCGGUAAUUCCUCGGAGGAAGAUAGAGCAAUUGCCGAAAAGGGGUUUUACCUUCACCCAUCGCCGAGGGCGGCGACACCGCGAGGGGCGGCGGAGCCACAGCUGUUGCCGCUGUUUCCGGUGAGCUCGCCUCGGGUUAACGGGUCGCCGUCGUAGAUAAGGAAUAAUUAUGGAUGUUGAAAUUGAAGGUUAGAUAUCUUUUGCUUCAAUUGUACAAUUUGGAUCUCUGCGAUUCCAUUU